AUGACAGGAUUGGUGCCUCAUUAUAAAACAUCUUGUACAAGCCUCAACAUCUUGAACAACGACCAUUCUAUUUGGGUUGACAUUCUCAACGUUAAAUAUGGGAAAGUUAAUUUUUGGCAAGGCGCCAUCCCUGCUAAAUGCUCGUGGUUUUUUCGUGGGUUAUGUCAUUCGGCAAAAUAUAUUAAGCCAUUUUGCAAAAUCAAUGCUGUUAACCCUGAGCGUACUUCGUUCCUUUGGGACCCUUGGAUCUUUGACAUUCCGGUUGCAUUUAAGCCUACAUACAUUAAUAUGGAUGUUGAUCUUCCUAACGUUGCUAUGUCGGAUUUGGUCUCGGAUAAUCUGUGGGAUCUUAACUCUCUCUCCCUGAUCUUUGGUGAGCUGCCCAACACGUUUAAUAGCGAAUUUGUUUCGGUUGUUCCUGACCUUGAUAAUCAUUGGAUUUGGCUGCCUAAACCCAGUUCCUGUAAAAUCUCUUCAGCUGUUUACCACCAUUUAAAUAACCAGUCUUCAUUUUCUGAUCCUUGGGUUGGCUGGAAGCACUUAUGGAAAAUCCCUGUUGCCCCACGUAUUAAGCAUUUCAUCUGGUUAUGCAUCAAAGGUCGUUUGUCUACUUUUGCCUUUCUUAACCAACUAAAUAUAGGUCCGGAUCGCCCCUGCAUAUUCUGUGGUCUUCACCGUGAAACCAUCAAUCACCUUUUUAAUGACUGUUCUAGUGCUCAAUUUGUUUGGAAUCAAAUCAUGAUCAAAACUAACUGCACCUUCAAACUUUUCGGACGAUUUCCAAGCUGGGCGAUUGGAUCUUAA
This is a messenger RNA of Dioscorea cayenensis subsp. rotundata (Guinea yam), 804 nucleotides long. RefSeq lists its product as uncharacterized. Bases 1 to 804 code for a protein of 267 amino acids. The record is from RefSeq and is a predicted model, not a curated record. The transcript has 2 exons. Lineage: Eukaryota; Viridiplantae; Streptophyta; Magnoliopsida; Dioscoreales; Dioscoreaceae.